This is a messenger RNA of Annulohypoxylon maeteangense, 1059 nucleotides long. RefSeq lists its product as uncharacterized. NCBI's taxonomy places the organism in Eukaryota, Fungi, Ascomycota, Sordariomycetes, Xylariales, Hypoxylaceae. The transcript has a single exon. The record is from RefSeq and is a predicted model, not a curated record. Bases 144 to 962 code for a protein of 272 amino acids. Gene Ontology annotation, molecular function: FAD binding.
AGGGAGAGGGAGAGGCUCGUGGACGUCCUGAGAUCGAUCGCCGGGAUCUAAAGGACUUGCUUAUUGCGGCGCUGCCAGAGGGGUGUAUUCGCUGGGGUAAAGGCGUUGCGUCUGUUACCCCGGUGUCGGGGACCUCGCGGUGGAUGUUGGAUUUUAUUGGUGGUAGGAAUGACGACGACGAGUCUGGGCCGUAUGAUCUCGUUCUCGGCGCGGAUGGAGCAUGGUCCCGCGUUCGGAAUUUGCUUACGGAUGUUAAGCCGCUGUACUCGGGUAUCACGUCACUCGAUGUAUGGAUUUCGGCUCAGGGGCUUGAGAAGAGACCUGAUGUCGCGGCGUUUAUUGGCAAGGGGACGUGUCUGAUCGCUAGCGAGGGCCGGUCGAUGGCGCUGCAGAGACAUAGUGAUGGAAGUGCACGGGUGUACGUGUUUGUUCAGACGAAUAAGGAAAUAGGUGGGGAGGUGCCGAGCGCGAAAGCCUUGCUGAGGCUUACCGAAGAAGUAGAGGAUGGGGAGGUAGAUUGGGCGGAUGAGAAAAUGAAAAGGCGAUUCCUAGACGCGCACUUCGGCGGCUGGACGAGAGAGCCUAUUGAUGUGGUCAUGGCUAUGACGGAACAGCCGAUUUUGCGUCCGCUAUAUAUGUUACCGGUUGGUCACAAAUGGGAGAGCCGUCCGGGGGUCUCGCUGCUGGGCGAUGCGGCGCAUCUCAUGACACCGUUUGCGGGUGCGGGUGUCAAUGUCGGGAUGAUGGACGCCUUGGAGCUAGCGGAGGGGAUCGUGGGAUAUGUUAAUGGGAAUGAGAAGGGGGCGGAUAAGCUAGCUUGGAUGUUGCGCAAGUAUGAAGAGGGUAUGUUUGAGCGUUCGAGUAAGGAUGCAGCGUCUACGGAGAAGAUGAUGGUUACGACUCAUGAAGAUGGCGGGAUGGAGAGGAUAAGGGAUAUUGUGACGGGUAAGGACGGAGAGUAAUGAAAUAAUCCAAGUGUAGUAGAUGUGAGGAACGCAGGCAAGCAAGUAGUUUGAUAUCCCUCGAUAUUUGUAGGUAGGUAAACAAUCUCAACUUUUA